UCGGUCAUGUGAUCAGCUGUGUCCAAUCACAGCUGAUCACUGAUCAUCAGGGCACUGAUGAUCAGUGUGCCCUGAUGAUCAGUGUGGCCCCAGAAGUGCCACCUGUCAGUGCUCGCCAGUGCCAUCAGUGCCCAUCAGUGCCACAUAUCAGUGCACAUCAAUGCCACAUAUCAGUGCCCAUCUGAGCUGCCUUUCAAUGUCACCCAUCAGUGCCAAUCAGUGCCACCUAUCAGUGCUGCCAAUCAGUCACAGUCAGUGUCGCCUAUUAGUGCAGCCUAUCAGUGCCGCCUAUCAGUGCUAGCCAGUGCCGCCUAUCAG
Molecule: messenger RNA, 318 nt
Organism: Staurois parvus
Lineage: Eukaryota; Metazoa; Chordata; Amphibia; Anura; Ranidae
Source: the annotation of a GenBank genome assembly